CAGAUUGGCAUCCAGGAUAAGCCCGCUGAUUUGAAAAUAAGAACUACUAAUCUCGUUCUUGUUAAUUUACUUAAGGAUCAGGUCAAAAUGUGUUAUAUGCCAAGACUUCCACGGCAUAGAGAACUCAUCUCUGACUUAGGUCCAUUUCACGCUAGACUUUCAAGUGAAAGUUCAAUUGCGGAAAGGAAUCCUGUAUAUAGGUGCAACGAAGUUCAGGCUGAAGCUGCAACCCAGUUUUUGGAUGUCAUAUGGAGAUACAUGGAGUCGCUUUGUUCAGAUAUGAGGUCACACACGAUCACUAAUGUACAGUCAGAGAGGGUAUCUUUGCUUCUUAAGGAUAGCUUCAUCGAUUCUUUCCCUAGGAGGGACCGACCAUUCAUUAAGCAAUUGGUGGACACACAGCUUUUCAGUGUUCUAUCAGACUCACGUCUAUCAAGCUUCGAGAAUGACUCGUAUUUCUCCGAUGCUUCAAUUUAGCAUCAGUGCGUCACAGGUUGCAAUAGAAGACCUGUUGGUCAUACUUGUUCAGUUGUUCCCCACAAGAAUGUGAUUCUUUUAUGGUGGUUAACAUCUCCAGGAGGAAUCGUCAAUUUAACUACCCAAUGUUCAGAUCGACAAAAUUUUGUGGGCUUUAGGUUACGUGAUACCG
This is a messenger RNA of Neltuma alba, 649 nucleotides long. RefSeq lists its product as uncharacterized. The record is from RefSeq and is a predicted model, not a curated record. Bases 88 to 477 code for a protein of 129 amino acids. NCBI's taxonomy places the organism in Eukaryota, Viridiplantae, Streptophyta, Magnoliopsida, Fabales, Fabaceae. The transcript is spliced from 5 exons.